Molecule: messenger RNA, 570 nt
Organism: Xylaria bambusicola
Lineage: Eukaryota; Fungi; Ascomycota; Sordariomycetes; Xylariales; Xylariaceae
Exons: 1
Coding region: 208-552 (114 amino acids)
Source: RefSeq, a predicted model, not a curated record
GCUUCGGUUUCUUUCUGCUGUGCUUCGAGCGCUAGUUUCUCUCCGUCGAGCGCCGUCCGUCGUUCGACAUCCGCGUUCGGCCGGAGAUCCAGGCUCAACAUCGGGAGAGACAGGCAGGGGAUAUCUCCAUUGUCUCCCGUUUUAGGCGAUGAUUUGGCUGGUGGCGUGGGUAGUUGCCCCCGGAGUAAGGCCGCCUGUAUCUUGCGCAUGCGCGCAAUUUUUCUCUUCCGUGCUCGUGCGCGCUUUGUCAGUUUCUUGUUAGUGGGCGCUGGUUGUCUGACGCAUUUCUUACACCGUGUUCUGGGUGUUGCGGUGGAAUAUAGAAAUGGCGUCGCUGCUUCGACCCAUCUCGAUCUUCGCCAACUCCUGCGCGCGAAUUUUGCGCGGAGCCUCGUUAGCCGGAGAGUGCCUGGACUGCGUUCUUUUGAUGAGGUCAUUUUUCUCCUGAGAGCCAUAGGGAGUACAUAUAUGUGUUUGGGGAUGUGUGUUGGUGCUUUGGCGUCAGUUGUGCGGAUCUUCAUUACCAGAAAUCGUCGGCGUUCUAGGAAAUAGGGGGAUGGAUAAUUGUAC